This is a messenger RNA of Ectocarpus siliculosus, 1401 nucleotides long. The record is from the annotation of a GenBank genome assembly. NCBI's taxonomy places the organism in Eukaryota, Phaeophyceae, Ectocarpales, Ectocarpaceae.
CCGACAGCCGAGAGUGGGAGAUAAGCAAGCAAGACUAGACUGUAGGCAGCCAUGGCGGCGCGAACGGCACCCGGGUCGUGCGACAUCCCUGAAUGCACGAGGCCACGGCACCAAAGGGCGGGUAUAGUCCACAACUUCUGCGGGCGGACCCACGCCAUGGAGGCUGUCUCAAGGGGGCUAGCAGCGAAACUUGACCGCCCCCACGGCCGGUGCCACGUCUGCCAGCUGCGGGGCUGCUCGAAGCCCGUCUAUUUCGAUUCUGAUACCGGACGGGUGUACGACUUCUGCUGCAGACGCCAUGCAAACAAGGCGAUGGACAGGGGAGACUGGAUCCCCUCCCCUCACAAAGGGACGUCCGUGUGCAAGCUACCUGGCUGCAAGGAGCUGGUCUACCGAGACAGUACCACCAAGACGGACUCCGAGUACUGCGGCAAGUCCCACUACUUGACGGGUCAAGCGCGACUGUGUGCGCGCCGUGGAUGUACGAGCACCGCCUGGUUGGCGAACACGGACUCCAGACAGUACUGCAGCGCCUACUGCUUCUCCAAGGAACGUCUAGUGCUCAACAAGCAUGCUGGCUCGGUUUGCAAGCUCCGCUACUGCUCUGUGGGCACCUUGCACCACCUGCAGACUGGGGAGGACCUGGGAUAUUGCUCAGAAGGUCACCGCCUCCUCUCAAAACCACCUUCGAAGGGCCAGCUCCGGAGCUCAGAGCCGUACGUACACGGCGUGUAUUCCGUGGGGACCCCCAGGUUCAACUUGUGCGCCCUGGAUGAGGCCCACCCCGAGUGCCCGUCGUUACGCAGCCAGUUCAGCACCAAGUGGGUCAAACCACAGCCAGCGGAGGGCAUCUCGGUCGUGCGGAUCUUCAGGGUGGAGGUGCCAGCGGAGGUUCGCGACAAGCACGACAAGUACGCGCGCACGGUGCGAAACAUCCGCCGGCGUUUCCAUGGCACCUCCUGUAGUGAUGGGUGCAAUUUCAUCGUCGACCCGCAGAGAUCCCCCUGCGGACUGCGCAGUUGCAGCUUGUGCAACAUCAGCAUGCGGGGCUUCAAGCUCGACGAAAACGUCGGCCGCACGGCGCUGGCGCGUAACUUCAAUCUGCGCUAUGGCAAGGGCGUGUACUUCAGCAGCGUGUCCGGGAAGGCCAAUGACUACGCCGACCUCACUGCAAAGACGGCCAAGGACGGCACGAAGCUGAGGUGCAUGUUCGUCGCCAACGUCGCGGCGGGAAAGGCAUACUCCACCAAGGAGAAAGCUCUGGACGACGGCAAAUGCCCGCCUCCAGGCUACGAAUCCGUCGUCGGGGAGGUAGGCCAAGGGCUGAACUAUGACGAGCUCGUAGUGUACAAGGAGGAAGCUGCCCUGCCAACGCACCUUAUCGUGUAUGCUUUGCACUGA